Molecule: messenger RNA, 735 nt
Organism: Linum tenue
Lineage: Eukaryota; Viridiplantae; Streptophyta; Magnoliopsida; Malpighiales; Linaceae
Source: the annotation of a GenBank genome assembly
AUGUUCUCAGUCUGUUUAUUGAGUAGAUACAUGGGAGUUCCAAUGAGGCAACACAUGCUUGCUGCAAAGAGAGUGUUGAGGUAUUUGAAAGGUACACUGACUCAUGGCAUCUGGUACAAGAAAGCAGGAGAAGGAGAAGGAGAAGAGAGUUUGGUGGGGUACACAGAUAGUGAUUAUGCUGGUGACUUGGAUGACAGGAAAAGCACGAGUGGGUAUGUUUUCUUUCUUGCUGGAGGAGCUGUCUCGUGGUCCUCAAAGAAACAGCCUGUGGUCACACUUUCCACCACUGAAGCAGAGUUUGUAGCAGCAGCUGGUUGUGCCACUCAGUGCAUAUGGCUGAGAAGAAUAUUAGAGCAGAUGGAGUGGAGAUCAAGCGUGCAAGGUGGAACCCGGAUCUUUUGCGAUAACAACUCUGCAAUUAAGUUAUCCAAAAAUCCGGUUCUACAUGGCAGAAGUAAACAUAUAGACGUCAGAUUCCAUUUCCUGAGGGACUUGGUUAAGGCGGGAACAGUGGACUUAGUGCAUUGUGGAACUGCUAGUCAAGUUGCUGACAUCAUGACUAAGGCAGUAAAGAAUGAGACUUUUGAGUUUCUUCGAGGAAAGCUUGGUGUUAAAGAGAUGGCUGAAGUUGUUGUUGCACAAAGGAGUGAAGUUGAAGAUGAACUGAAGUCUUAUCAGGCUUCAGUUCAGGGGAGGAUGUUGAAGCUAGAAGUUGGAGGAGCAAACCAGAAGUAA